AUGGAUGGGCGAAAUGAUGAAUGUGAUUUCUGCGAUUUAAAUACAGGCACAUGUACUCUUUUAAAACAUAAGACAUCGAUGAAUGAGGGCUAUACAAUCAAGUUUAAAGCAACAAGCAAAGUUUGCGAAUACCCUUUACCACCGACUAUACAGAACUGUAUAAGCAGAUGCAAGACAAAACUAAAUACAAAAGUUCUGAUGGACCAGAGAGAAGAAUCAAUACAUUACUAUUGCCAAAACCAAUAUGUAGUGCAACGUGCCAACGAGACGUGGAACCAAGAUGGUGUUCCGAAGAUCAACAUCAACAGUUUACAACAGUUCUCUGAUAUAUUUGAACUAUUCGAUGUUGAGGAAUCAAAUCCCGUCAAGAAAAUGAAAAGAGCAACACCUAUCAACAGACAGCCCAAUGCUUAUGACUGGUUUGUGAACUUGCAUCCGGCUGCUGUUGCACCCAGUGCUCAUUUUGGACCCGCCUUCCUUGGGUUUCAUCGGACCUACCUUUUUUUAUUCGAGCGACAAUUACAAAAAUAUGAGCCAGAAGUGUUCAUUCCAUUUUGGGAUUCCUCCUUUGACAAUCUUUUGGAGGAUCCCACUUCCAGUGCCAUUUUCACAUCUAGUGGCGUGGGUCCUGGAACAGGGAUUAUUCGGGAGGGUCCGUUCAGCGACUGGAAACACGAACACGCUGGUGUCUUAAUCCGCAACAUUGGAUCAUCAGGUAGCUUAUUCAGCAGGGAAUUCAUUGAACUCUUUCUUUCUCAGAAUCGUAUUGAGGACAUUGCCAUUGAUAGAACUAAAAUAGAUACCAGUCUUGAGUUUCACCACGGUUCUGUCCACAACUGGGUUAGUGGAACUCUCUCUGAUAUCAAUUAUUCUCCCGCUGAUCCACUUUUCUUCAUGCAUCAUUGUUUUGUGGACGCUUUAUGGGAAAGAUUUCGGGAGAACCAAAUUCAACGUGGCUUUGAUCCAGAAUGGUAUCCGUUAGUGGAUGGAGGCCACGCUCCGGACGCACCAAUGAGGCCAUUAUUGAUUGGAAAAGAAGCUAAUGGUGAAGACAAGUACCUGAAAAAUAAGAUCGGAUAUUCCAAAUCAUGGUCUUUGUUUGUGAAGUACGAUGAUCCACCAUAUAACUGUGAUGUUGAUUCCGAUUGUCGAUCAGUUCUGAUGCGGUGUGAAAGGAAACUAUGUCAACCUUUGACAAUCGAAGAGCACGAGAGAAUGCAUUUUCAACAUAGAGCAAAACGAGAGUUACUGGCUAAUUUAUCAACUCCUUAUCCAGCUAUGAAACGUAACUACGAACACACUCAUUUGGGAAGAAAUAUAGAUGCCACCCACCAGUUCAACUUAAAAACAAGUCCUUUUUACCACUCUUUUCAGAAUUCCUUCGUGCUUAAUGGUAAAGAGGAUAUUUCUAAUUGGGUUUUUAUACCAGUGAUGAUUUACAAAAAGAGAUCGAAUGGACAGAACUAUGACGCCUUUCCCAUUAGAAAUGGAGUGCCGGAUUUCUCAUCUGGAGAUGUAUUUCAGCAAGACUUCAAUAUCAAAAGUAAACCGAGCAGCGAGCAGAUGGGUUCCAGUAAAACAGAGAGAUGCUCUCACAUCGGAUCUGGGAUUUCUAAAGUAUACGUGAAGACGUUUGGUCUGGACUAUCGAGGAUUUUACACUGAUCAUGCUCUCCUAGAUGAACGAUUCCCUUUGUCAUCUGCUUUAAGCGCAGUAGGCGUUAAAAAGCCAGACAACAACAGAAGCAGUCACGUGUUGAUUACCGCCCAUGAUUCGUGUGGGAAGAUGUGCACAGCCUAUUGUCUCAACUCUAGUACUCGUUCAAUUCCUACUGAAUAUAAAAAGUGUUCUGGCUCUUCUCGAAUAAGUACUACCAAGCCAUCCAUGUACAGAAGCACAGUUGGAGAGGCUUUGCUCAGUGCUUAUAAUAUUUCAAGUAUCAAUCCAUCAAUCUCAAAAGAGAACAUUGCCAUAAUAUUUCAUUGUGGCUAGCAGUUUGUAUGGAAUUUUAUUAAUUCACAUUGUAGUAGUGUAAUAUGAUUUUAGAAAACUGAUAUAAUGUCUUGCUGGUUUUCUUACUUACACAUGCACCUAAGCGUCAAUAUCAUUAUAACUUGGCACACAGGUUCUAAUUGUCAGGAACCAGUAUUUCUAGAUAUAAUUUACAUUUGAAGGUAGAGGGAGAGAGAAAGAGAGAGUCUGAGAAUCUCAUUUCAUAAAUUGGUGUCAUACUUG
Molecule: messenger RNA, 2235 nt
Organism: Ostrea edulis (European flat oyster)
Lineage: Eukaryota; Metazoa; Mollusca; Bivalvia; Ostreida; Ostreidae
Exons: 4
Coding region: 1-1992 (663 amino acids)
Molecular function (GO): oxidoreductase activity
Source: RefSeq, a predicted model, not a curated record